This is a messenger RNA of Sciurus carolinensis (gray squirrel), 6151 nucleotides long. RefSeq names its product neuregulin 1 (gene Nrg1). Gene Ontology annotation, biological process: animal organ development; activation of transmembrane receptor protein tyrosine kinase activity; cell differentiation. Lineage: Eukaryota; Metazoa; Chordata; Mammalia; Rodentia; Sciuridae. Gene Ontology annotation, molecular function: chemorepellent activity; protein tyrosine kinase activator activity. The record is from RefSeq and is a predicted model, not a curated record.
AUGAGAUGGCGACGCGCUCCGCGCCGCUCCGGGAGUGCCGGCCCUCGGGCCCCUCGUCCCGGCUUGGUCGCCCGCUCGCCGCCGCUGCUGCUACUACCGCUGCUGCUGCCGCUGCUACUGGGGACCGCGGCCCUGGCGCCGGGGGCGGAGGCCGGCGACGAGGCGGCUCCCGCGGGGGCCUCGGUGUGCUACUCGUCCCCGCCCAGCGUGGGCUCGGUGCAGGAGCUGGCUCAGCGCGCCGCGGUGGUGAUCGAGGGAAAGGUGCACCCGCCGCGGCGGCAGCAGGGGGCACUCGACAGGAAGGCGGCGGCGGCGGGCGAGGCAGGGGCGUGGGGUGGCAAGCGCGAGCCUCCAGCCUCCGGCCCAGGGACGCUGGGGCCGCCCGCCGAGGACCCACUGCCUACCGCCAACGGGACCGUGCCCUCUUGGACCACGGCCACGACGCCCAGCGCUGGCGACCCCAGGGAGGAGGAGGCACCCUAUCUGGUGAAAGUGCACCAGGGGGCGGUGAAAACCGGGGGUUUGAAGAAGGACUCGCUGCUCACCGUGCGUCUGGGGACCUGGGGUCACCCGGCUUUCCCGUCCUGCGGGAGGCUCAAGGAGGACAGCAGGUACAUCUUCUUCAUGGAGCCCGAUGCCAACAGCAGCAGCCGUGCGCCGGCCGCUUUCCGAGCAUCUUUCCCUCCUCUGGAGACUGGCCGGAACCUCAAGAAGGAGGUCGGCCGGGUGCUGUGCAAGCGGUGCGCCUUGCCUCCCCGACUGAAAGAGAUGAAAAGCCAAGAGUCAGUUGCAGGCUCCAAACUAGUGCUUCGUUGUGAAACCAGUUCUGAAUACUCCUCUCUUAAGUUCAAAUGGUUCAAGAAUGGGAAUGAGUUAAACCGCAAAAACAAACCACAAAACAUCAAGAUACAAAAGAAGCCUGGGAAGUCAGAACUUCGAAUUAACAAAGCAUCACUGGCUGAUUCUGGAGAAUAUAUGUGCAAAGUGAUCAGCAAAUUAGGAAAUGACAGUGCCUCUGCCAAUAUCACCAUUGUUGACUCAAAUGAGAUCAUCACUGGCAUGCCAGCCUCAACUGAAAGAACAUAUGUGUCUUCAGAGUCUCCCAUUAGAAUAUCAGUAUCAACAGAAGGAACAAACACUUCUUCAUCCACAUCUACAUCUACCACCGGGACCAGCCAUCUUGUAAAAUGUGCAGAGAAGGAGAAAACUUUUUGUGUGAAUGGAGGCGAGUGCUUCAUGGUGAAAGACCUUUCGAACCCCUCAAGAUACUUGUGCAAGUGCCCAAAUGAGUUUACUGGUGAUCGCUGCCAAAACUACGUAAUGGCCAGCUUCUACAAGCAUCUUGGGAUUGAAUUUAUGGAAGCGGAGGAGCUCUACCAGAAGAGAGUGCUGACCAUAAGUGGCAUCUGCAUCGCCCUGCUGGUGGUCGGCAUCAUGUGUGUGGUGGCCUACUGCAAAACCAAGAAACAGAGGAAAAAGCUUCAUGACCGGCUUCGGCAGAGUCUUCGAUCUGAACGAAAUAACAUGGUGAACAUAGCCAACGGGCCUCACCAUCCUAAUCCACCCCCUGAGAACGUGCAGCUGGUGAAUCAAUAUGUAUCUAAAAAUGUCAUCUCUAGCGAGCAUAUUGUUGAGAGAGAAGCCGAAACAUCUUUUUCCACCAGUCAUUAUACCUCGACAGCUCAUCACUCCACAACUGUCACCCAGACUCCUAGUCACAGCUGGAGCAACGGGCACACAGAAAGCAUCAUUUCAGAAAGCCAUUCUGUAAUCAUGACGUCAUCAGUAGAAAACAGUAGGCACAGCAGCCCAACUGGGGGCCCAAGAGGACGUCUUAAUGGCACAGGAGGCCCUCGCGAGUGUAACAGCUUCCUCAGGCAUGCCAGAGAAACCCCUGACUCCUACCGAGACUCUCCUCAUAGCGAAAGGUAUGUAUCAGCCAUGACCACCCCGGCUCGUAUGUCACCUGUAGAUUUCCACACGCCAAGCUCCCCCAAAUCGCCCCCUUCGGAAAUGUCUCCACCUGCAUCCAGCAUGACGGUGUCCAUGCCCUCCAUGGCAGUCAGCCCCUUCAUAGAAGAAGAGAGACCUCUGCUUCUUGUGACUCCACCCAGGUUGCGGGAGAAGAAGUAUGAACACCACCCUCAGCAAUUCAACUCCUUUCAUCACAACCCUGCGCAUGAGAGUAACAGCCUUCCCCCCAGCCCCUUGAGGAUAGUGGAGGACGAGGAGUAUGAAACGACCCAAGAGUACGAGCCAGCUCAAGAGCCUGUUAAGAAACUCGCCAAUAGCCGGCGGGCCAAAAGAACCAAGCCCAAUGGCCACAUUGCCAACAGGUUGGAAAUGGACAGCAACACAAGCUCUGAGAACAGUAACUCAGAGAGUGAAACAGAAGAUGAAAGAGUAGGUGAAGAUACACCUUUCCUGGGCAUACAGAACCCUCUGGCAGCCAGUCUCGAGGCAGCACCUGCCUUCCGUUUGGCUGACAGUAGGACUAACCCAGCAGGCCGCUUCUCAACGCAGGAAGAAUUGCAGGCCAGGCUGUCUAGUGUAAUUGCUAACCAAGACCCUAUUGCUGUAUAAAACCUAAAUAUACACAUAGAUUCACCUGUAAAACUUUAUUUUAUAUAAUAAAGUAUUCCACCUUAAAUUAAACAAUUUAUUUUAUUUUAGCAGUUCUGCAAAUAGAAAACAGGAAAAAAAACUUUUAUAAAUUAAAUAUAUGUAUGUAAAAAUGUGUUAUGUGCCAUAUGUAGCAAUUUUUUACAGUAUUUCAAAACGAGAAAGAUAUCAAUGGUGCCUUUAUGUUAUGUUAUGUCGAGAGCAAGUUUUGUACAGUUACAGUCAUUGCUUUUCCACAGUAUUUCAGCAAAACCCUCCCAUAUAUUCAGUUUUUGCUGGCUUCUUGUGCAUUGCAUUAUGAUGUUGACUCGAUGUAUGAUUUUCAAGACUUGCAACUGUCCCUCUGUUUGCUUGUAGUAGCACCCAAUCAGUAUGUCUUGUAAUGGCACAUUCAUUCAAAUACUCGUCUCUUUUGUAUGAAGUUUUCUUUGCUUUCAGAAAACAAAAUGAGUUCUGUCUACUCUGUCAGCCAAAGGUUUGCUUCAUUGGGCUCUGAGAAUAGUAGAUCCAACAGCAUGCUACUAUUAAAUACAGCAGGAAACUGCACUAAGUAAUGUUAAAUAUUAGGAAGAAAGUAAUACUGUGAUUUUUAAAAAACUAUAUUAUUAAUCAGAAGACAGCUUGCUCUUGCUAAAAGGAGCUGCGGUUUACUUUAUUUUAAUUUAUUUUCCUGGACAAAAAAGCAAGAGUUUUAGGCAUAGCUUAGAGAAUGGGUUCUGGCUUGCUAUCAGGAUAAAUAUAACACCUUAGAAGAGGACUCUAUUUUACUUUCUCUCUGGGGGAAUGUUCCAGCGCUCAUCUAUUUGAGCAACAAACGACAACCAAUAAAGGUGCAAUCAUUUCUGACUUGUAUUUUUCACUGAUUUGGGAGCUACUGCGUGACUGUGUUUUCUCACUCCAGAAGAGGCAGAUCUUAGUACAAAAAGCCCAGGUCAAACAGCACACUCAGAAGUGUGUCUGACAUGCUUGUAGAGUGAAACAUGCCUCUGUAUAGUGGAGGCUUGUCAUCAUAGGAAAAUGUUUCCAUCAUAGUGUUUGGAAGGAGUGAAUGUAUAGGAGACCCAGGUGGAGAGCAGUCAUGUGACUUGGUUGACAUUUUAAAUUUGGUUGACCACUUCUUUCUCCCAUUCUGUUUCUCUUGUUUUUCAACAUCACAUUGAGUAGAUCAUAACUAUGCAUGAACAUAUUUUUUGUCAGGAAUGGCCAACGUGCAUGCGAUUUGUGAUUAGUGAGAAUCUUCCACAGUGCUGACUCACCAGGAAGUGUCAAGAGUGUUGGAAAGAUUGCACCUUUACUUGAAGAAGUGAUUCCCCACUGUGUAAUGACCUCUCCAUUUACAGCCUGUUUCACCCAUGUCCCUCUCUCUUAAUUUUUGCUUUAUGUCACAAAAGCAGGACUAAGGUUGUUCUAAACCUUGCAUGUUCUCUCGUGAUUGUAAAUCCAAUGAAAGCCUAUAGGUAUUAAUGUUUGAAAUAACUGUCAAUUCAGGAAAUAAGAAAAAAAAAUUUUUUAAUGCAGAACCCACUUUAUGCCCUGCCCGGUAUCUAUGAAAUCAGGGCUGGAGCUUUACUUAGGUUCCAGGUGGCCUUCUAGGAGUCAUGGGACAAAAUGGGAAAUAUUGUAACAGGGGUUCACAAAGUCCAUAAGAGUACUCAACUUCUUGUUUGCAGAUGUACCGAAUCUACUUCUUCUUUAUGUAUGUUACAAAUAAAGGGAAGAAAUGACAUGCAAAUAGGUCUUAGAGGAAAAAUGUAGGCUAGGCAUAAGUCAACAUUGUUAGACUCCUACGUGUUUCUACAAUCCACAGAGGUGCUUGUCUGCAGGUCCUUGAAGUUAGUCUUAGUAUUUGGUAUCCCAAGUUUUCUGCCAUUGUUCACAUGCCACUUUCUCUGUGCUCAACCCUGUCUCCAUUUGCUUUUUAACCUACAUGGAAAAGCCCCUGUUAGGCCAUGCUCAUUUCCCAGUUUUAUAAAAUGAGUUAGAUCAUGGCAUGGGGAGAAAGUCCGUUUCAAGAGGCUGUCUAAACUAUUUUAACAUUGCCUUUGAAAGCCUUGACUCACUCCUCAACAUUUCAAUAAAGAAAUUCCUACUGUUAUUUUAAAACCUUACAUAUUCUGUUUCAAAGUCUUUGGGCAUUGGGGAAUUCAGAUGUCCCUUUGCAAAAAAUUUCAAGAACAAAUAGAAUCUUCUGAUGAGAACAAUGAAUAACACAUCUCUUCAGUUGGAGAAUUGCUAUAAAUUUUUAAGUUGCAAAUAUAUACGAAAUGUUAUUUCCAACCUACUUUUGUUACUUGCAGAGAUGGCUCAUAUGAGGUGAGACCACCUUUACUCCAUGGAACAAGAUAUCCCUUAAUAAGAAAGGCCAGUUGGCUGCUCAGGGCUACCUGCUACAGCCACCCAAUUUAUGUUCACAGGGACAUUUCCAUGAUGCUUCAGUGCCACGUCUCUCUCAACCAUCCCUAUGUAUAAAUUCAGGCAGUUCAGUGGCAGUUUAAAGGAAUGUAAACCUAUGGCCCCAGCAUGUGGAAAGCUGUCUUGGAUUUAAAGUAGUGCAAAUGACCCAGAAGUUUGACAUUCACUUUCUUUCCUGGGUCUGGAAUCAUAUCCCACUGAGGGAUGCAGUGGAGCAUAGUAUAUGCAAAACUCCUUUUUUUUUUUUUUUUUCUCACUCAAGAUUCAUUUUCUGUCCUGUUUUCCCUUCUUUUCUUUUCUCCCAAAGAAUGCCUGGUAGACAGCCUUCUGCUUUCUACAAAAUGGUACUCUGUGUGGGUGACUGUGUCCCAAGCAGCAAUAUGCCAUCUCUUCCUUGUUUCAGUGUGACUGUCUUGAUGGAGGUAGAAUUGAUCUUGGUAACUUGCUCAGUAACAAUUCCUUUUUUUUGUUUGUUUUUGGUUUUUUGGCCUGAGGUUGAAAGGUAUAUGGCUCACAUUGGUGAAAAUAAGGAAGGCAUGGUCUUAGUUUUAGUCUGGCUACAUUCCACCAGUCACAGAAAUUUCUAUCCACAAAGAUCCAUGAAACAUUGCAGAGAAAUGCAGACAAAAGGGAAUGGCCACAUAUCACAAGUUCUAUUAUAUAUUCUUUUGUAAAUACAUAUUGUACAUUACUUGGAUGUUUUCUUAAAUCAUUUACUGUCUUUAUGAGUUAAUGUCAGUUUUUUUACUCUCUCAACUUACUGUGUAACAUUGUAAAUAACAUAAUGUCCUUUAUUAUUUAUAUUUAAGCAUCUAACAUAGAGAAUUGUUUUCAUAUAAGUUUAAGAUAAAUGUCAAUAUAUAUGUUUUUGUUUUUCUUUGCUUUAAAAUUAUGUACUUUUCCAUUUUUUUAAAAAAAGAAUAAUUUAUUGUUCAGGAGAAAGAAUGUAUAUGUAAUUGAAAAUAUUUGAAGAAUGCACAUUUGAAGGCCGCAAGGUACUGAUAAACUAAAGAAUUUAUUAUCCAAAAUACUAAGCAAUAAGUAAUUGUGAUUUAUUUAAAGUUUUGUUCAUUUCCCAAGAAAGUCAUACUGCAAUAAAAAUAUGCUACUCUGUGGA